UCAGCUGAUCAGUUGACCAAUUUAAUUGUUGAUCCGACUUGUUCAUGUUGAUACUCGCGUAUUCUUAAUUAAGUUGGUGGAAGUCCAAAAAUAAAUGAAAUAUUUGCCGAAUUGUACCUGAUACAAUAUUAUUUAUGGAAUCAAGUGACAAAGUAUCAGAAAAGGUGGGAAAACUUGCUGAAUCAAUGAAAGGUUUAAAAGAAGCAGUGAAGCAGCAGGAAAUUCAGCUUUCAAAAAAUAUUGCAAUCAAUGCAAAUGAAGGUGAUGGACACAUAAAGUCAAUACCUCACACGAUUGGCAAAGAACUUGAUAAUAAUUUGACUGAACGCUUUCCUUCGAAUCUGGAACAUCUUUUGCACAAAGUUGAGAGUGAUACUUCUCAAUUAUCUCACUGGAGUUGGAGCAUUGGGUCAAUCAACUCGAGCGUUGAUGAUUUGAAAUUUGUGUUGAAGAAUCAAGAUCAACAAGUCAUAACACUGAUAAGAGAAAAUGAAGAUCUUAGAAAUGAACUGAAAAAUAAAAAUAAGGAAAUUAAGAAACAAAAAUUUUUGCUGAGAGCGGAGAGAGAAGCGUUCGAGCAAUAUAAGAAGGACACAUUAAAUGUAAUAAAAAAACAAGAUAACUUGAAUGAAGAAGAAGAUAUUCAACCAGAAAAAUCUUCUAAAGAGCUUAUGAAAUUGAAAUCCGAAUUGGCACACUACAGCCAAAUGUAUAUUGAGCAACGACACACCAUGAGCCGAUUGUCCAAAAUUAUAACCACUUUAAGAGAUGACAGUUCAAGGCUGAAAGAUAAACUGGUCCAACAAGAAAAACAGUACAAUAAGUUCAUUUUAGAAAUGGCUCAGCGGUUUAAAGUCAGUAGGACAGAAUUCCAGGUAGUCGUUUCAAAGCUUCAAACUUCGCCAAUUCCACCGACAAAUCUUGCUGUUUGUAAGAUAGCUGACCGUAAUGCCCGCUUAGCUUACGACAACUGUAUGCUAAAACUGGAAUUAAAUGGCCUUAAAGAAAAAUAUUUUCAUCAGAAAGCCGAUAAAAACAAACUAAAGUGUUUAGCCACAAGGUCUGAUUUUUGCCAUUAUAAACAAGAAAAAGAAAAGGGCAAGUUAGAAAAUUAUCAAGAAAGUGAUUUAAACUAUGCUAAUCAAUUAAAAUCAUCCAGAAGUGAACUGAGUGGCUUAACAAACAAUAUCAAAUUGAACUUAAAAUGUGCAGUAAAAACAUCUGUUACAAGUCUCAUUGAAAGGAACUCUGGGAAUAUUCCAAAAUGUCAACAGGUCUCGAACAACUUAGACAGAAGCUCGGAGAGUUUUGAAGUAAUGAGAACAGAAUCCGCUCCACUAUUGAGGACUAGCUACAAAGAUAUGUGAUGAGCUAUGGAAUGAGAUGAAAACAAAGAACAAUAGUAAAUCAGAUUUAUUGUCUUCUCACAUAGAUAAUGAAAUUACAUGGAUGGAUAGUAACAUUCAUAUGUUUAGAGUUUACAAAAUAUACAAUUACAUUGAA
Molecule: messenger RNA, 1503 nt
Organism: Macrosteles quadrilineatus (aster leafhopper)
Lineage: Eukaryota; Metazoa; Arthropoda; Insecta; Hemiptera; Cicadellidae
Exons: 7
Coding region: 135-1367 (410 amino acids)
Source: RefSeq, a predicted model, not a curated record